AAUACCUCCAGAAAAGGACCUCGGGGGGUGGAAAAGCAACUGCGAAAUAGCAGACGGAGAAAUUCCUCUGGAAGUUAUUCCGUAGCCUAAGAGCAGAAACUUCAGAGCAAGUUUUCAUUGGGCAAAAUGGGGGAACAACCCAUCUUCAGCACUCGUGCUCAUGUCUUCCAGAUUGACCCAAACACAAAGAAGAACUGGGUACCCACCAGCAAGCACGCAGUUACUGUGUCUUAUUUCUAUGACAGCACAAGAAAUGUCUAUAGGAUAAUCAGUUUAGAUGGCUCAAAGGCAAUAAUUAAUAGCACCAUCACCCCAAACAUGACAUUUACGAAAACAUCUCAGAAGUUUGGCCAGUGGGCCGAUAGCCGGGCAAACACUGUUUAUGGACUGGGAUUCUCUUCUGAGCAUCAUCUUUCAAAAUUUGCAGAAAAGUUUCAGGAAUUUAAAGAAGCUGCUCGACUAGCAAAGGAGAAAUCACAAGAAAAGAUGGAACUUACCAGUACACCUUCACAGGAAUCGGCAGGCGGGGAUCUUCAGUCUCCUUUAACACCAGAAAGUAUCAAUGGGACAGACGACGAAAGAACACCUGAUGUCACCCAGAACUCAGAGUCAAGGGCUGAACCAACUCAGAAUGCAUUGCCAUUUUCACAUAGUUCAGCAAUCAGCAAACACUGGGAGGCCGAACUGGCUACCCUCAAAGGAAAUAAUGCCAAACUCACUGCAGCCCUGCUGGAGUCUACUGCCAAUGUGAAACAAUGGAAACAGCAGCUUGCUGCAUAUCAAGAGGAAGCAGAGCGUCUGCACAAGCGGGUGACUGAGCUUGAAUGUGUUAGUAGUCAAGCAAAUGCAGUGCAUACCCAUAAGACAGAAUUAAAUCAGACAAUACAAGAACUGGAAGAAACACUGAAAGAAAAGGAAGAGGAAAUAGAAAGAUUAAAACAAGAAAUAGAUAAUGCCAGAGAACUCCAAGAACAGAGGGACUCUCUGACUCAGAAACUGCAGGAAGUAGAAAUUCGGAACAAAGACCUGGAGGGACAACUGUCUGACUUAGAGCAACGUCUGGAGAAAAGUCAGAGCGAACAAGAAGCUUUUCGUAAUAACCUGAAGACGCUCUUAGACAUUCUCGAUGGGAAAAUAUUUGAACUAACAGAGUUACGAGAUAACCUGGCCAAGCUUCUAGAAUGCAGCUAAGGAAAGUGAAAUUUCAGUGCCAAUUGAUUAAAAAAUACACUGUCUCCCUUCAUAGGACUGUUUGGGCUCUGCAUCAAGAUUGCACAAAAAAUUUAAAUAUCACUCCUCCGGGAGGAGGAUUUUUUUGAAAAUUGGAAUUGUAUAUUUCAGUGUAAAUUUUAGAAUCCAGCUUUUAGCUAGUUGGGGAAAAAAGAGAUGAAACACUUGAACUACAAAUUACCUCCAUGUAUAUUAUUGGCCAUAGUUAACUAGAAAAUUAUAAAUAGACACUUAAUGCAAUCCUUUUCUUCUUUUUCCUGAUAUUAGCCAAUGGGAGAAUUAAUAAUGUCUGGGUCACAUCCCCCUUUUGUGUUCAACACAGUGAAGGCUAUCUGCUUUUUAACUUAAUUUAUUUAUGAUAUCUAAAGCUGUGUUUUGUGCAAAAAAACUUAGUGACGAAAGCCCUGUCUUUUGUUAUAAUCUGAAUAAUUUCUCAGGAUAUUUUUGCACUGUUGAGAAGCAGUGUCAUUACCAGUUAAUUCUUGCCAGGAGUGAGAGAGAGCUGCAUCUUUAAUUGAAACAUGCUUGCUGUGACGGGGUGUAUAGAGCUCUUCCCCUUUUUUACGCGGGAAGAUAUUUCACUCUGGUGACCACUCUGCUACACUCUGGUGUUCUCUAACCUUGUCACUGUAUAGUUUACUUUUCCAUAUUGAUUCCAUGUAUUUAUGAGAAGAUACUGUCUCCCAUUUUAUUACACAUUUUAAAGCCAACUAACGAAGGCAGCUGAGUCCCUCAGAAAUUUUUCUUUUUAAAUUUCUAAUAAAUUUGACACAGUACUGAAAUGCAGCAGCCCGUCACUGACGGUCUGGUCUAGCAAUGUUAAGUAUAUUUACAGAAUAUGCAGUUACCUUUAUUUAUAUAUUUUGCAAGAAAUCUUUUCUGAAUGAUCAACGCAUUUCAAUUUACAAAUAAUUAUGGUUAUUGGGGAACUGUUUAUUACAGAUCAUUUUCAGGUGUAUAGCUAUUUUAAAAGGGAUCCAUUUCCAUCAAACAGCUGAUCAGAGGACUAUUGGGAUUGAGCCGUGUACUCUGUCUGGAUCUUCACGCCAACCAUCUCUCUAGUCAAACCUCACAAGGCAAUAUUCUGAACUGUUAACUAGGCAUUUCAACACAGGAAUUCAAUUCAAUAGGCUCUUCUCAGUGAACAGGUUUUAAUGUUGUUUUGAUGUAAUUUUAAAAGACUUUUAGCAAAGAUGCAUUUCUUUAUAUAUUUCUUUUAAGAAGCUAUUUUAAAAGUAAGGCACGUGCUGUUUAGUCUGCAUAAGGAGUAGGAGUUGCAUCAGAGUCCAUGUAUUCUCGCUGUACAAUGCCUGCGAUGUGGAGGAGGGUUCUUUUUUAAAGUGUAUGCUGGGAAUCUGACUCUGAGGAGUCUACAAAGUGCACUGACUUUUGGUUUGUACCCCCAAAGGAUUGAAUUGUCAAGAACAAAAUUAAGCUAAUUAAUCAAUUUGUAACCAUUUUUUCACUCACAAAUAGCUACUCAGCAUAAGCAAUUUUGUUUUAUAUAUGUAUGUGUAUGUAUGAAAAUACAUACAUAUUAAUUUAUAUUAGAGUGAAAAAUAAAUGGUUUGUUUCUAAAGUUAGUUUCUAAAGUGAGUUUUCAGAUGUCUCUGAAAAGUUUUUAUCAGACACUUAAUCAUCAUGUAUUAUAUGUGCUAUGACAUCAUGUGAGUUACCUCCAUCUAUUUUAAGGUAUUUUCCUCACCUAUGUAUUACAGGGAAGGUAAUGUAGGUACACAAGCUCAGAGCUGAGAUAUUUCUCUGACAAAUCAGGUAAUAAAAUUUUAUUUAAUUGAUAGAAUUUUGAAGUAGAUGUGAUUUUAUCUAUCAGUUUCUGAGUAACAAAGAGCACCAGAUUUUGACUUAAAUAGGGGAUCAGGGAAUGUAGAUAUGAAGAGUUAAAAAUAAAUAAACAGUGUAAGCUGUUGAAAUGGUAAGUGAAUUAUUUUAAUGAUGUAAUAAGAUAUUUUUAAAUUUUGACAUAGUUAUUAUAUAGUGGGAAAAUAAUUCAUCAAAAUGUCUCCACUUGAGUUGUAUUGAUAUGUGAGAUGUGUGUAACUCAAUAUAUACAUAUACCCAUAUGUAUAUACAGAAAAUUAUUUUUAAUAUUUUCCUACUAUAUGAAAUUUAAAAUUGGAAAUUUUCUGAGUUUUUUCCUUGUCCAAUAGAGCCUAAUUUUUUUUAAAGUGAUCUAACAAUUUCUUGAGGGCUGCACCUUUAAAUUCCCAGAUUGUCAUUAGAUGUGUACAGUAUAUGGGAUAAGGUGGACACAAGUGCACAUAUAAAUAAAAAUCUUAAGACUAUUUUAAACAUUGAUUUAUGGUAGGAGAGUAUCUAGAGUCAUCAUUUUCAACUCAUAAUUAGGUUGUGUGCCUACUGUAGUUUUCUCCAUUUCUGUAUUAUAGAAAUAAAAGUUUGCAUAUUAAAAUUUGAUUUUCCCAGAGACAAAUAUUAUAUAAUGUAUCUAUAUUUAGAUCAAACUGUGGUAAUAUAUUUGUCAGAAAGUAAUGUUGGGGACUGUAGCCUGAACAUGUGGACUCGAAGUGACACAGAAAGGAGAGCCGAGGUUGAUCCCGUUGUGUAUAAGUUAUUACAUGAAAACUGAAUUCUUAUACAAAAAAACCACUGAAGAAAAAGAAAGACAAAAA
This is a messenger RNA of Myotis myotis, 3878 nucleotides long. RefSeq names its product homer scaffold protein 1 (gene HOMER1). Gene Ontology annotation, molecular function: G protein-coupled glutamate receptor binding. The transcript is spliced from 9 exons. The record is from RefSeq and is a predicted model, not a curated record. Lineage: Eukaryota; Metazoa; Chordata; Mammalia; Chiroptera; Vespertilionidae. Bases 127 to 1191 code for a protein of 354 amino acids. Gene Ontology annotation, cellular component: plasma membrane; postsynaptic density; cytoplasm. Gene Ontology annotation, biological process: regulation of store-operated calcium entry; G protein-coupled glutamate receptor signaling pathway.